GUUUGGUCCGAGCUGCCAGUGGAAGAGAGACAGAAGGCCUUAAAGCUUAUAAAUACAUUAGACGAUGAAAGCAGGAUCGCCAGACCGCACUUUCUUUUUAUAGACAGUACUGUAGUCUUUCUCAAGAUGAUCAUAGAGAAUGUGGAAGCACUGAAGUCGUGGCUGGCAAAGCUCCUGGAGCCGAUAUGUGAUGCUGACCCCUCUGCAUUAGCCAACUACGUGGUGGCUCUUGUGAAGAAGGACAAAACGGAGAAAGAACUGAAAGCACUUUGUGCUGAUCAGCUUGAUGUCUUUCUACAAAAGGAGACGGUAGGAUUUGUCGACAAACUUUUUGAAUGUUUAACAAGCAAGAACUACCUGGGAAAUCCAGCUGCCAAGGAGGCUCCUAAAGAGGAGGUGACGGCACCGGCAGUCAAGACGGAUGCUGAUGAGGCUGAAACUCCAGAGGAGGAUAGAGAAAACAGGCGGAGGAGAAGUCCCCUGAGAAGCCGCUCUGAAUUCAACGAAUCCAGAAACCGCGACGACAGGAGACGCGACGAGCGCAAGCGCCGCGACUUUGAGCGGCAAGGGAAAAGCUGCAGCGACUCGCACCGCGAGCGUGAGCGGCACGAGCGGCGCAGGGGCAGCCCCCGCGGGAGGAGCUACAGCCGGAGCCGCAGCCGCAGCAGGAGCGGCAGCCGCGGCAAGAGCAGGGACCGCGAGCACAGAGGAGGCCGAGACUUCAAGUCAAAGUUUGAGGUGGAAAGAAAAGAUACGGACAGCUACAACUCUUCUGCCCCACCGAGUUCCCACCCGUCACCUCUUCUUCCUCUUCCCACACCACCACAUCCCUUCUCCUCUGCUUCUUCGUCAGCUGGAGGCGCAGGAGCUGGAGGGGUUCCCGUGGCAACGCCAGCUCACCUGCCCGACAGCACCACGGACAGCUGGUCCGGCUACUACGGCGGUCCGAGGCAGGACGGCGUCGGCAAGCCGUUCGGCAACAAGAGCGUGUCGCUCAAGCAGCGCUGCAGGGAUUACGACGAAAAGGGAUUUUGUGUCCGAGGGGACCUCUGUCUCUUUGACCAUGGCAACGACCCCCUCAUCGUCGACGAUGUCAAUCUCCCCGGCAUAAUCCCGUUCCCCCCGCCGCCGGUGAUGCCCCCCACGGGCAUGCCCAUGCCCCCCAUCACCGAGCCCCCCCCGCCCCUCAGGAUGCCAGCCAUGCCCCCCUACGGCCAGCCGCCGCCGCCAGGAGUCUUCCCCAUGACAAGACCCCCACUCAUAGCAACCGGUGGGAUCGAUCCCCCCAACCACCAAUCUGCAAUCACUUCUCCUCCUCUUAUCGGACCGCCGGCCAUGGGGCUGCCACCUACUCUUCCUCCUCCUCCUCCUCCUCAGCCACCCUCCUCGUCUUCAUCUGUGUCUCUUCGCCCCCAAUAUGUCCAGUCUGAAUAUAACUAUGAUCCAGAAGGCUACAACCCAGAAUCCCCGGGCCUGACUGCAGCCGGUCAUAAUUCCUACCGUCAGUUCAUUCCCAGGGUGCAGAGCCAGCGCUCCAACCUCAUCGGCCUGACUUCCAGCGAAGGACAAGGCUCCAGAGCUGCCAACAUAGUGAUCCAGACGGAGCCUGCGACGGCAGCCUGCACCCCUGGGAGUAACAUGUCCCGGUUUAACACGGAGCAGGACAGCAGGAAGAGGUCCAUGAUGGGGCCCACUACAGCCGAGGGCUCCGCUGCUAAAAAACCCUGGAUGGAGAAGAUGGGCUUUAAUAAUCAGCACAAGAGCCCAUUUCCCAAAAGGAAUCACUAUGUGAACACAAAGUUGGAGGUGCGGAAGAUCCCUCGAGACCUCAACAACAUCACCAAGCUCAACGAGCACUUCAGCAAGUUUGGAACAAUCGUCAAUAUUCAGGUGGUGUUUGGUGGAGACCCGGAGGCGGCGCUGAUCCAGUACACCAAGAACGAAGAGGCCAGACGGGCCAUCUCCAGCACCGAGGCCGUCCUCAACAACCGCUUCAUCAGGGUGUACUGGCACCGCGAGCCUAACCCUAACCCCAACGCAGCCGGGCUCCAGGAGCAGAGCUCGGCGGGCCAGGGCCCCGGCUCGGCCCCCGGCCAAGGACUCCAGCACGGCAACAUGCAUAAGCAGGGGAUCAAGCAGCACAACCCUGCCGCCUACGUGUUGAACAACACCAUACCCAAACAUCACCUGAAUACGGCGGCCGGCGCCCCAAACGCCACGAAGACGGACAGCCUGAACCCAAACCCUGACACCGCCGCCGUGGCGCCCGCGCUGACAAACACCCAGAAGGCCCCCUACACUUCCACAGCCCCAAAGUCAUCCUCAAAGAGCCUUGGGAAAACAGGAAAAGCACUGGAAGCGCAGGAAGCUCUCAAGAAGAAACAGGAGGCGUUAAAACUCCAGCAAGACAUGAGAAAGAAGAAGCAGGAGAUGUUAAAGGCACAGAUUGAGUGUCAGAAGGUACUGAUAAACCGCGUGGAGAAGAAUCGAGGUAUGAAGCCCGAGGAGAGAGCCAACAUCAUGAAAACGCUAAAGGAGCUGACGGAGAAGAUUACCCAGCUGCAGAAUGAAAUGAACCCCCAGGUCUCGCACAGCAAGAGCAACCACAGCCAGCCCAAGACCAAGACCGACGCCCAGAAGGCGUUGCUUGACGCCGAGCUGGACUUUCACAAGAAGAUGAGCUCUGGGGAAGACACCACAGACCUCAAGAGAAAACUCGGGCAGCUGCAGGUGGAGGCGACGCGGCUGGGUCUGAUCAAGCCUCCGGCGGGGCGAGGCCGCGGCCGGGGGAAGGCGGCGCUGGACCCGACCGCCAUGCACAUGGGCCGCGGCCGGAGCCGGAGCCGGGAGCUGGCGGGGCGCGGCGGGGUCGUGAACCGCAUGGUGAUUGACCACCGGCCCAGAGCGCUCGCCAUUCUGGGAUUCACACAGGAGGAGAAGGAGGAACUAAUGCCGCACUUUGUGAAAUUCGGAGAAGUUGAAGAUCUCCGAGACCAAGACGCCAACAGCGUCAUCAUGACCUUUAGGACACGAAGCGAAGCUGAGAAUGCAGCAAAUCAGGGAGCCAAGUUCAAAGGGCGGGUUCUGCAGAUUUCCUGGUACAAGCCCAAGACCCCGUCCGUUACAACGGAGCCGGAGGAGGACGAGGCGAAAGACGAGGACAUUACGCAGAAGGAAGCAAGGUCUUAUUUGCCAGGAGAGGCGGAGGAGGAGGAAGAGGAGGAGGACGAUGACGAAGAUGACGAGAACGAGAGCCGAUCCUGGAGGCGAUAAAGAGCCAACCAUCGUCCCUACCGGCUCCAGCUGAUUUCUUUUUUUUGAUUUUGAUUUUUUUUGUCCUGGCAUACAAAGGAACUCACUUUUUUCCUUUUAUGUAAAUUCAGACGUCAAUCAGAGGAAUAAAAAAAAACGUCUUUACUUUAUCGUACAUCCAAAAAACACAAACUUAAGAGGGUCGAUCAUUUUUGUAUCUCUCGACAAAAACAGCUGUUUAUAGCAUCUCACUUUUGCUGAGAAAAAUAAAUGUUCAUUUGUUCUUAUAGAUAGAAAAAUCUACGUAAGUUUUAGUGUGCUUACCGGAUGAUUGAUAUCAGUAAUGCACAACAUUUGUGUCUACUGUGAAUAGGUAUUUUUAUACAUACUGUAUUUAAGCUCUUUUCUCACCAGUUUUUUGUAAGAUCUCGUCCUGGGUUCAGGGACGGCCAUUCCAUCACAACUACAACGUUCUCUGCUGCUUUCAGAGAGAUUUAUUUAUUUUUCCACAGUUUCAACACUGCAACUGCACCUGUGUUGGCCGAGUGUGGCAUGCUUUUUCAUUUCACUUUAUUCACACUUCUUCUCUAGUUUGCCCUAAAUUUUUUCUCUAUUUGGCAGCGGCUCUGGAUGGCCGGAGCGUUGUCUAGCCGUGUCCGUACAGGAGCCAGCACAGGUGCAUUCAGACGCCGGUGCAGUGGACGAACCCAAACGAUGUUUACCAAUCCCCAUGUCCUUCAGUUAAAACCUCGUAGCAGACACUCAUAUUUUUCCCUGCACGCAUUUCGUCGCUCUCUCGGUGUCCAGUGCCACUCUGUGAAUACGCACUCACGACGGUGUCCUCCGCUUUCUAAGAGUGUGUAACAUUUUCCGCUUCUCUAUUCUGUCACAUGAAGGGCCGAGGUUCAGACUCCCCACUUCAAAACCAUGUGACAUCCAUAGACCGGUGUUUUUGAAUGUAAAACUGAACAGUUGAUCUUAAAAAAUAUAUAUAUAUACAUAUAUAUGUAUAUAUAAAAUAAAAUUUCUUUGCCUUACACAUUCAGCAGAUUGCUGAGUUUUUACAGGAUUUGUGAUUUGUAAAUUUUGUAAAUGCUUGGAAUAGAAAUUGCGGUUAUACUUUAAUUUUGUUUUUUCCCCUCUGCGUGUCAUUUUACAUGAAUAACAUGUUUGCAUCAGAUACAGGAAGUCAAGCAUGAGCGCGUAACCAAUUCUUUGCAAGAAUUUAGAUUUUUUUUUUUGUCAAAUAGUUCACUUUGAAUUUAUCUUGUCUUGAGUAGCACAUUUCUUUCAAAGAAGCAUAAAGUGCUGCUUUGGCAAACAUUUGUUCAAAGACGCUGAGACUUGCACCUCACCAUAUUCUUUGGCGGCUCUGCCUCAGUCUGAAUAUUGUCAGUGUUCAAAACCCCCUCACUGUGCGAGCUGAAUGACUUUAUCAUCUUUUUUUGUGUGUUUUUCCUUCUUUAUAGAAACUGUGUUUUAGAGCCGUCGGGGUGGAAAGAGCUGAUCAUUAAAAUCGACCCGUUUUCAGUAGAUAAUUGUAUGUUUACCUUAUCAGAUUUCAAUUCACCUGAUCAGAGCCAGUGGGUCAAUAACUGCGAUGGUUUCUUUUACUCAUGAGCGCACAUUAGCACCAAAUCCUUCUCGGCCAGUGAAACUGAAGUGUGACUAGAUGCUGACUAGCUUUCCUGUUGGACUUUUACUUCAUUUCUUUAUCCUUUUUAUUUGUUUUAAUGAGGUCGCUGACAGUCUUGAUGAACUAAACUUGAGUGGCCUUUUUCUCGAGUGUGUAACUGAGGAUUCAGAGCAUCCCCCUCCCUUUUUUUGUACUAUCCUCUGUAUGCUACUAUCACAAAAUAGAUUCAGAAAUGUAAAAUGUUUAUGGAAUAAUAGUUUUGGAUUUGUUACUGUUUAUAUUUGCAGGAUGUGGAUGUAUUUUCUUUAUGUAUUUUGUUUGUAAAAAUGGAUUUCUAAUUUACUAGCAUGUUUGCUUUUGCCAAUAAAGAGAGGAAUGGGGUGCUUGUAAGAUAAAAAAAGAGAGAGAAAGAGAGGGGGGAAGAAAUUAAAUUGGAUCUUGGAGAAAGAGGAAAAAAAAAAGUUAAAGUUGAAGAAAAAUUGAUUUAAAAAAAGAUGAGAAUAUUGGCAACUUAAAAAAAAAAUGAAAAAAAAUUCAAGCAAAAGCAUUCCAGAAAAUAUUGCCUAUAAAA
Messenger RNA from Cololabis saira (Pacific saury), 5459 nucleotides. It is a transcript of the gene rbm27, whose product is annotated as RNA binding motif protein 27. The record is from RefSeq and is a predicted model, not a curated record. NCBI's taxonomy places the organism in Eukaryota, Metazoa, Chordata, Actinopteri, Beloniformes, Belonidae. Gene Ontology annotation, cellular component: nucleus. Gene Ontology annotation, molecular function: RNA binding; metal ion binding. The transcript has 21 exons. Bases 127 to 3273 code for a protein of 1048 amino acids. Gene Ontology annotation, biological process: mRNA processing.